This is a messenger RNA of Cantharellus anzutake, 699 nucleotides long. RefSeq lists its product as uncharacterized. The transcript is spliced from 2 exons. NCBI's taxonomy places the organism in Eukaryota, Fungi, Basidiomycota, Agaricomycetes, Cantharellales, Hydnaceae. The record is from RefSeq and is a predicted model, not a curated record. Bases 167 to 688 code for a protein of 173 amino acids.
UGUACGUAAGCCGUCAACUGCUCAGGCGAGUAAGCGCUGUGCACGCGUGACGGCGGCUAAGCUGAAGGAGAACCAGAGGUGUCUGGGUUCCGAUAGGCCAGUGUUGCAAAAGGACAGAGAACUACGUAAUGCUGGACAACUGAAACGAACGUGGGUUCAUCCACAAAUGUGGAAAACUAAUUGUAGACCGCUGCUGAUCAGCAGAUGGAAAGUGUUCAACUCGGCGAUUGCCCACAGCACACAGCGUAAGAUCGACAAAGAGGGGUAUCAUGGAUGUGGACGGACGGUGCCUGAGAUUUGUGAUCUGUGCAUCCCUCAGAUGCCCGACCACGAAAAGCUCUUAGGUAAGGAAAUGAGUUCUCCCCCUAUCUUCUCCAUUUGCUACCCUGAGAUUCUGCCUAACAGCGUAAAUGGGAAUUCAGCAAUCGGAACGGGGUCGAGGUUCCGGAGCAUAUGCAACUCCGGUACGAACCCACCCAACGUGGUAACACAGUGGUUGCAAUCACCACUUAUCAUCAGUAAUCCUUACAAGUCAAACUUGUACUUGUGCAACAUGCCUCUGAUGCAUGUAGCUACGUGGUUAAACCAUACCGCUGGGUCCAUCCGGAACGUUUCAGCAUUUGUAGAGGGACUAGUCCUUGCAUUGCAUCAUUCCUCAUCGUGGCCAGGCGUGCGCAGGUUACAAUGAUGCGCUCAGUG